AUGAUUAUCUCUUCUGGUAUUGUACUAUCGUAUCCUGGUAUUGAUAAAUCACCCAAUAACAACAACAACAAGAAGGAGAAUAGUAGUUUAUUGGAAGAAGGACAUGAUAAGAGGUUUAUCUUCCUAGCCCCCCUUAUUGCUGGGGCUCUUCUUGCCAACAAGUUUAGCGCCUCUAAAAGCAGCGAACAACAGGGAUACAAUUCUAGGAGAGAUUAUUCUCUUGAACUUAAGAAUAUUGGUAGAUGGACCAAGGAUAUGAUGCAAUCAUAUAAUAGGGAUUCCGGAAGGCGUAAAUAUAACGACGACGUUCUGCAGAGGGCGGAUAAGAAUCAAUUACAGGGUGUGGGAUGGAAUGAAUUUAUAGGAGCUCAGGAGACUAAACGUAGAGUAACGGAAGAGUUUCCAGCAUUCCUUUACAAGCUUUCAAAGUUGUAA
Molecule: messenger RNA, 435 nt
Organism: Perkinsus marinus ATCC 50983
Lineage: Eukaryota; Perkinsozoa; Perkinsida; Perkinsidae
Exons: 2
Coding region: 1-435 (144 amino acids)
Source: RefSeq, a predicted model, not a curated record